AUGAUAUACGAAGGCGAGGAAGGGCUUUUGAUGUUAUUCCCAGUACGUAAAGCAGGAUAUGAUGACGUGACACGAACGAGCCAUGAUAGUAUCGACCAUUAUCGUGAAGUAUCUAAUCUUCAAGUUGAAAUUGUUGAUCCAAGUAGCGACACUUAUAAAAAUGGUCUGGGAAUUGAAAGUUACCAGUAUUCCUAA
Messenger RNA from Funneliformis geosporum, 195 nucleotides. The record is from the annotation of a GenBank genome assembly. NCBI's taxonomy places the organism in Eukaryota, Fungi, Glomeromycota, Glomeromycetes, Glomerales, Glomeraceae.